CCCUCCCGUGCCUUGUUCCACACCCCCUCCCUUCCCCCCCCCUCCCCUCCUGCGCUCUCGCCGGUACCAGCAGCCAUGGUUGUCCCCCAGCGUUUCCUCACCUUCAACAGCAUGUUCGACCUUGCCCUCGCCGGGUCGAUCCUCCACCCGCAGACCUCCGAGCAGCUGCGGCCCCUCCUCGAGCAGUACCUCUUCCCCACCGCCUCCGAGGCGCUGCUCACCCCCUCCUUCUACCAGUCGCUGGCUCUCUUCAUCGGCGCCCUCGGCGUCACUCGCCUGCUCUUCGCCCUGCUCUUCAAGAUCUCCCAGGGCACCGGCUUCCUCUUUGACCUGUGCCGCCGCCUCUCCUUCGCCACCUACCUCGUGGAGGCCCUCGGCUUCUAUGCCCUCAACCGCAUGGGCAUCAUGGCCGACUACCCGACCUUCGGCGUGAUUGGCUUCUGCCUCCUUGCCUCCAUCCUCGUUCGCAACAUCGAGCGCGUCUUCCCCGACCGCCCGCACGUCGUCCCGGCCCACGCUCUGGAGCUCCUGCGCAAGCGCAAGGAGGCCUGCCUUGCCGCCUCGACCGCCGCCGCCGCCGCCGCUGCCCCCAACUCCUCUUAG
Messenger RNA from Fonticula alba, 603 nucleotides. RefSeq lists its product as hypothetical. NCBI's taxonomy places the organism in Eukaryota, Rotosphaerida, Fonticulaceae. The record is from RefSeq and is a predicted model, not a curated record. The transcript is spliced from 3 exons. The coding region runs from base 76 to 603 and encodes 175 amino acids.